This is a messenger RNA of Esox lucius (northern pike), 4095 nucleotides long. It is a transcript of the gene srpk1a, whose product is annotated as SRSF protein kinase 1a. Gene Ontology annotation, molecular function: protein kinase activity; ATP binding. The record is from RefSeq and is a predicted model, not a curated record. The transcript has 15 exons. Lineage: Eukaryota; Metazoa; Chordata; Actinopteri; Esociformes; Esocidae. Gene Ontology annotation, biological process: spliceosomal complex assembly; protein phosphorylation; regulation of mRNA processing. Bases 213 to 2315 code for a protein of 700 amino acids.
UUUGGUUUUAUAGAUUUAUACCACUGUUUCCUUAUGUACACAAUUAAAGUGCCCAUUGAGUAGUGAAUUGUGUUAUGAAUAUAUUCCAUUAAUAUUGCAAUGUGUUGGAAAACGUGGGCUUUUACUUUGAAUGUUUGCUAAUUACCAUACGAAAAGUAACGUCGUCGACUGUGCUGCUGGCGUAACGAAGGUCUGCGAACUACACGGCUAACAUGGAGAGAAAAGUUCUUGCACUUCAAGCGAGGAAGAAGAGAGCGAAAGCAAAGAAGUCCAUCAAGAAGCAGCCGGCCCACUCCAGAGGGGCCGCAGCACAGCCGCAGCCCCAGCCAGAGGCCUCGCCGCAGGAGCCCGAGGAGCCCGAGGAGAUCUUGGGCUCUGAUGACGAGGAGCAGGAGGACCCCAACGACUACUGCAAGGGUGGCUACCACCAUGUGAAGAUUGGAGACCUGUUCAAUGGGAAGUACCAUGUAAUCAGGAAGCUGGGCUGGGGACACUUCUCUACUGUGUGGCUGGCCUGGGACAUUCAGGUGAAGCGGUUUGUGGCCAUGAAGGUGGUGAAGAGUGCAGAGCACUACACGGAGACAGCCGUGGACGAGAUCAAGCUGUUACGAUCUGUGAGGAACACUGACCCGGGGGAUCCGAAGAGGGAGAUGGUGGUCCAGCUGCUGGACGACUUCAAGAUCUCCGGGGUCAAUGGGACUCACGUGUGCAUGGUGUUUGAGGUCCUGGGGCACCACCUGCUGAAGUGGAUCAUCAAGUCCAACUACCAGGGCCUUCCUCUUCCUUGUGUCAAGAGCAUCAUACGUCAGGUUCUCCAAGGCUUGGACUACCUUCACACGAAAUGUAAGAUAAUCCACACGGACAUCAAGCCGGAGAACAUCUUGUUGACGGUCAACGAGCCCUACGUCCGGAGGUUGGCCGCGGAGGCCACCGAGUGGCAGAAAGCUGGGGCCCCGCCUCCCUCUGGGUCAGCAGUCAGCACGGCGCCGGCUCCAAAAGCAGCGACCAAAAUGUCCAAGAAUAAGAAGAAGAAGUUAAAGAAGAAACAGAAGCGUCAGGCAGAGCUGUUGGAGAAGUGUAUCCUGGACCUGGAGGAGAUGGAGAAGGCUCCUGAGAGGGGUGAGGAGGAGGAGGCGGCGGCCGUGGAGGAGGAGGAGGAGGACGACGACGACAGAGAUGAUCCGGAGUCUCCGGUGAAGCUGGAGCGGCGGCCAUAUUGUCUCCCUCACCGACACGCCCCCCUAGUGGAGGCUGCCGGCGGGAACACAACAGAGUGCAAUGCAGGUGCGGAGGUGACGCGGUUAGCACCGGAGGAAACGGGUGAGGUGAACUGUAACGGCCUUCAUCUUGAGGAAGACAAGGAUGAAACUGAGGAGGGCAGCGCACAGUGGAGGGACGAAGACCAUCACAAUGGAAACUCAGACCCGGCAUAUGUUCCCUCUCUCCUUCCGGAGUCCAAGCAGUCGAAAGGACAGGACUCAAAUCGCCAGGAGUCGCCACCGAGUCAGCCGGUUUGCAACGGCCUGGCCCCUCCUGAAAAGGAUCAGGGAGAGGAGCUGGCCGACGGGGGAGUAGUCCGGAAGCUCCCGGAGACCGAGUCGUCAGGCUUCACGGACCGUGAGGACGGAGAGCUGUCUCCAGAGAAGGAGCAGACGAAGAGCCAGGCCAGACACCCGGAAAUGGCCCGGUGUGAGGAGGAGGCCGGGGAGGAGGCGCUGGAUAACAGUGGUGGAGAGCAGGAGAGCCUGAAGGAUGCUAAACUAGCGGCAGGAAACCUCCUGGUCAACCCACUGGAUCCACUGAACGCAGACAGGCUGAAGGUCAAGAUUGCGGACUUGGGGAACGCCUGCUGGGUGCACAAGCACUUUACAGAAGACAUCCAGACGAGACAGUACCGUUCUCUAGAGGUCCUCAUUGGGUCUGGCUACAACACGCCGGCUGACAUCUGGAGUACAGCCUGCAUGGCAUUUGAGCUGGCCACGGGGGACUACUUGUUUGAACCCCAUUCCGGGGAAGAUUACUCCAGAGAUGAAGACCACAUUGCAUUGAUCAUUGAGCUGCUGGGGCAGGUCCCGCGUAAACUCAUAACGGCGGGGAAAUAUUCCAAGGAUUUUUUCACCAAGAAAGGGGACCUGAAGCACAUCACCAAGCUGAAGCCAUGGGGGUUACUGGAGGUCCUGCAGGACAAGUACGAGUGGCCCAGGGAGGAGGCUGAGUGUUUCGCCGACUUCCUCCUUCCCAUGCUGGAUCUGGUACCGGAGAAGAGGGCCACUGCCACGGACUGUCUACGCCACCCAUGGAUCUCCCCCCAGUGACCCCCUGCCACACCACGCGACGCCGAACACAUUGGGCCCCACCCCCCCCCACCCCCACCCACCCCCGUGGCAAGUUCUGGAAUAUUGCUGGUGGAUGUCAUGACUGGACAUGAAAGUGAUUCCUUUUUUUCUACGCGUCACAGACAGAGAGGCAUGUUUGUUCUACGUUACGUUUCUGUCUGAGGUCUAUUCAGAACGGGAGCUCUGCUCAGUACGCGCCCCCCCUGGCUCUAGAUCUCCCUCCAAUGGUGGUUUCUAACCAAUGCGAUCUUAAACCCAAGGGCCCACGUUCAGUAUGUAGUCGCGGGAUGUUCAUGUAUGGACGUAUGACAGGUGUCGAACAGUUAAAUGUUCAUCUGUCAGGAGAGGGAAUUAUGUCAUAUUCCUUUCAUAUAGUUUUCUAUCUGCAGUGCUGCAUUUGACCUUUGUCAUUUGGCUGACAUAUUUAUCCAGUGUCUGUUAGAGAAUCAGCAAAAUUACUAAGAAGUGAAAAUGAUGUACAAAGAGCAUUUCACUUUCCUGAAAGGACAUUGUAUGAAUGCCCUCUGGUGGCGGUCUCAAGCCACUGCAACGCAAAUGUAAUCCCUUACCAGAGACAUAGCAACAGAUCACUUUCCAAUUCAGGCAUAUCUGAGAUAAGAUGACUAUUUAUUUCUUUUUCAUUUGUUUGUGUUUAUUUUCUUACAUUUUGACCUUAUUGUCAUUCAGGACUUGUGCGUAUGUAUGUUUAUUGACUUUACAUUAACUAUCUAUAUAUUGGUUUAUUUUUUUCCUUUCCUUUAUCUUUCCUUUGUACUGACAAUGUGUUUAAGGUUUUAAGAAGCCAGAAAGCAACUUGGGUUUAUGGUCAGUCAUUUUUGCAGUGCAGAAUUCUGUGCUCGGUUGACUUUUCACCUCGAGAAGAGGAAUUAUUUUGUAAUAGUUGUUCAUGUUGUGACUCUUCCCACCAUCUUGUUUCGUUCUGUACUGGACAUUGAACCAAUCAAGAUCAGAAACCUUAGCCUUUAGUACCCACAAAUUUUGUAAUCUGUCUCUGUUAAAUGACUUGAUACCACUUGGUUUUCUCUGAUAAAUGUCUUUAGUGUGUUCACUUUCAGGUAGCACUUCCUCCUUGUACCUCCUUUUCACCCUUUGGGUCUUCUUUGUUUUAGCUUGUCAUUGGGAUGUUGCACUUAGGACAGAUGAACAGACGUGUAGAUGGCUCUCCCACUGUUUUCAAUUGAGUUGUUUCCAGGUCUUCAUGACGUCUGCGACAUUUCAGAUGGCGCCAGUAAAAACCCAAAUAUGAACUGAACUUGUGUGUUCAGAAUCUGUUUGGAAGAAAAAAAGAAAAAAAGAAUGCACUCAUUGGAUGGAUUGUGUAUUUGAAUAAUAAUAUUUUUAAGAAAACCCCAUAGCAAAAGAAAGUUUGAUGGGGGAAAUAAAAAACCAGCCAUGUGUGUCUGUAUAUAACCUGAACCAAAGUGCUUCCGGUCAUCUUUUAUUACAGCCUUGGACAGUCUUCAGCAAAGCUCCCAGGGCGUGGUCAGAGUGGUGCCCCCUUGUAGGGCAGCGGUUGCCAACUGUAACUCCUAGCUAAAAGUCCUCUUCCUGCAGUACCCCUGAAGGUACCCGUCUGUACUUCUGACCUGGUUGGGAACGGCGGGUGUAAGGGGCAUUGAGGAGGGUGGUGGUAGUGCUUCACAUUGACGAUGGGGUGCCGUUUUGGGACGAUCCUUAGCAUGUUUAGGUGAAAUUAUUUAGCUAGAUAGCAAUGUUUUAAUAAAGCAUUUGGAAGAAG